ACCCGGCACCCGUACCCCUCAUCGCUCAGUACACACUUGUCCCUCUUGUGCUGAAGUUGUGUCCAAAGGCGAAGGAGCUCCUGCUUCCAAUGGCGGAACAGACAGUGGAGGAGAAGAUGAGCGAGCUGAAGGUGGUCGCAGGGAAGAAGGGAGGAGCCGAAGGCGGUAAAGAAGGAGCAAAGAAGAAGACUAAAGGUGGAGCUGGGGACUCUGGAGGAAAGGCCGAGUUGUCACCACCCCCUCAGUACAUAGAUGAGCGUCUUGAUUUGUACACCAAGCUGAAAACCGAGCACGAAGCCCUGAUGGCGGAGAGGGCGGCGAACAAUAGUCGGGCGAUCAAGGUGACCUUGCCCGACGGAAAGGUGGUGGAGGCUGAGUCCUGGAAGACCACACCUUAUCAGGUGGCCUGUGGAAUCAGUCAAGGCCUUGCUGACAACACAGUCAUUGCCAAAGUGAACCAGAAUGUGUGGGACCUGGACCGACCUCUGGAAGAGGACUGCAGCCUUCAGUUGCUCAAGUUCGACGAUGAGGAAGCUCAAGCUGUUUACUGGCACUCCAGCGCCCACAUCCUGGGUGAAGCCAUGGAGAGGGUGUACGGAGGCUGCCUCUGCUACGGCCCCCCCAUCGAGAACGGCUUCUACUACGACAUGUUCCUGGACAGCACUGAGGGUGUGUCGAGCAAUGACUUCCCGGGUCUGGAAAACCUGUGCAAAAAAAUCAUCAAGGAGAAGCAGCCGUUUGAGAGGCUGGAGAUAAAGAAAGAAACUUUGUUGGAGAUGUUCAAGUACAACAAGUUUAAGUGCCGCAUCCUGAAUGAGAAGGUCACCACUCCGACCACCACAGUUUACAGGUGUGGUCCCUUAAUUGACUUGUGUCGGGGGCCCCAUGUGAGACACACUGGGAAAAUCAAGGCACUUAAGGUCCACAAGAAUUCAUCUACAUACUGGGAGGGUAAGGCGGACAUGGAAACCCUCCAGAGGAUCUAUGGGAUCUCCUUCCCUGACCCCAAAAUGCUCAAAGAGUGGGAGAAGUUUCAGGAGGAGGCCAAGAACAGGGAUCACCGCAAACUGGGCCGGGAGCAGGACCUGUUCUUCUUCCAUGACCUGAGUCCGGGGAGCUGCUUCUUCCUGCCAAAGGGGGCCUUCAUCUACAACACGCUGAUUGAGUUCAUCAGAAGUGAAUACAGGAAGAGGGGUUUCCAGGAGGUGGUGACACCCAAUAUCUACAACAGCAAACUGUGGCAGACCUCUGGCCACUGGCAGCACUACAGCGACAACAUGUUCUCCUUCGAGGUGGAGAAGGAGACGUUCGCCCUCAAACCCAUGAACUGCCCCGGACACUGUCUGAUGUUUGAUCACCGGCCGCGCUCCUGGAGAGAGUUGCCCCUGCGCAUGGCCGACUUCGGCGUCCUGCACAGAAACGAGCUGUCGGGGGCCCUGACCGGCCUCACUCGAGUUCGCCGCUUCCAGCAGGACGAUGCUCACAUCUUCUGCACCAUGGACCAGAUUGAGGAGGAGAUCAAGGGCUGCCUGGACUUCCUGCGGACUGUGUAUGAAGUGUUUGGCUUCACUUUCAAACUCAACCUCUCCACGAGGCCAGAGAAGUUCCUGGGGGAACCGGAGGUGUGGGACCAAGCAGAGAAGCAACUGGAGAGCAGCUUGAUUGAAUUUGGGGAGAAGUGGGUCCUCAACCCAGGUGACGGAGCUUUCUACGGCCCGAAGAUCGACAUUCAGAUCAAGGAUGCCAUCGGCCGCUACCAUCAAUGUGCCACGAUCCAGCUUGAUUUCCAGCUCCCGAUCCGCUUCAACCUCACCUUCGUCAGCCAUGAUAGCGACGACAAGAAGAGGCCGGUGAUGAUCCACAGAGCGAUCCUGGGAUCAGUCGAGAGGAUGAUCGCUAUUCUGACUGAAAACUACGGAGGCAAAUGGCCUCUGUGGCUCUCUCCUCGUCAGGUGAUGGUUGUUCCUGUGGGACCGACCUGUGAGGAGUACGCUCAGAAGGUGAAGGAGGACUUCCACCUCGGCGGCUUCAUGACCGACGUGGAUCUGGACCCGAGCUGCACUCUGAACAAAAAGAUCAGGAACGCACAGCUGGCCCAGUACAACUUCAUCCUGGUGGUGGGAGAGAAGGAGAAGACGAGCAACACCGUGAACGUCCGCACCCGGGACAACAAGGUGCACGGCGAGCGCAGCGUGGAGGAGUGCAUCGAGCGUCUGAAGCAGCUCAAGACGUCCAGGAGUAAGAACGCAGAGGAGGAUUUCUGAGCUUUUCCCAAACCUGCUGCCAUCCACUCGUCUUUCUCUCAACAGCAGCGUAAAUCUGUUGACUCCAAAAGGGCCGGGUGUUUGAAAUCAGUUUUUUAGUGAAGGAUAAAACUUAUUUCAUGUUUUUGCCUUUUUCUGAUUCGACAAGUCUCUUUUUCUCUGGUGUCUUCAGCUGCUUCUUAAAUAAAUCACUGUUUUCAGUUUCAGGUCUAAUGGUUACUGUCCUACACAGAAUUAAAUCUAAUCAAGUCAAUAUCCCCUCUGCUUAUAAUGAAAUACAACUAAUGAGAGCGGCCCCGUCUCUGAACAGCUUUACAGCACAUGUCUGUUCCACUGAAUAAAGAACAGUUCUCAUGUGUAAUGAGCUGAGGGGAUUUUUUUUAUCACUGUCUUAACCCGUUUGUAUCAGCCAUUCAUUUUUUCUUCAGGGAAUUGUUUGUGGAUUACAAUUUUGAUAAUUAAACAAUCUAUUCUUGAUGUUCUGCUUUUUUUUUAUAAGAUACAAGAUGCUUUUCACUUGUUUGGGGAAAACUUGACAACCAAAGUUUAUUACGCUGCUGUAAAUGAGUCUGUCCGUAGGUGACCUGUGUGAGAAUCUGGACAAUACGAAAAUCAGAAAGUAUAAACAUUAAACUGAGCAUCACACAAAGCAGAAUAUGGACAUUUGACAUGUGUUGAAAUUGCACUAUAAAGAGUUGUGAGGACAUCAAAAUAAAGGUGACUUUAAAUA
Molecule: messenger RNA, 2994 nt
Organism: Limanda limanda (common dab)
Lineage: Eukaryota; Metazoa; Chordata; Actinopteri; Pleuronectiformes; Pleuronectidae
Gene: tars1
Product: threonyl-tRNA synthetase 1
Exons: 19
Coding region: 90-2264 (724 amino acids)
Biological process (GO): threonyl-tRNA aminoacylation
Cellular component (GO): cytoplasm
Molecular function (GO): ATP binding; threonine-tRNA ligase activity
Source: RefSeq, a predicted model, not a curated record